Molecule: messenger RNA, 3290 nt
Organism: Hemibagrus wyckioides
Lineage: Eukaryota; Metazoa; Chordata; Actinopteri; Siluriformes; Bagridae
Product: T-cell leukemia homeobox protein 3-like
Exons: 3
Coding region: 207-1034 (275 amino acids)
Biological process (GO): animal organ development; regulation of transcription by RNA polymerase II
Cellular component (GO): nucleus
Molecular function (GO): RNA polymerase II cis-regulatory region sequence-specific DNA binding; DNA-binding transcription factor activity, RNA polymerase II-specific
Source: RefSeq, a predicted model, not a curated record
CGACAGUUUGACAGGAAUAAGCCCAGCCGAGGAGGGUUCAGUACAGAUGUGACGGAAUAUGUCGGAAUUUCAGAAACAGAACCGAAAGAAAGCCUCAAGAGAGAAGAAAAUGGACAAACAGACUGUGAAAUUGAUCUCAGUUACAUUGCCUUUUGCGUGAUUUGCUUUUAUUUCCUCAACCCCCGCUCGGGUUGUAAACAGGGAAUAUGGAAAGAGCCCAUAGUCCGAGACCGGAGCAAUCAUCAAAACCAAGCCAUGAGCCCAUCCGUUUCGGCAUUGACCGGAUCCUCGGUUCCUCUGACCGACAGCAUGGCUCUGAGAGCAUCACGGACAGCCAAACCGGGAGCACCACGACAUUCACUGCCCUGGUUGCCCCACUCUCUGCAUUUCCUGGCACUUUAGAGGACCCGAAUGAGUUCGUACCGAACAGGACUCUGGGACACCGCGGGGUGAUCCGGGUCCCGGCGCACAGACCGCUUGGAGCCGCCAUAGCGCCGCCUGUGGUGAGCGCAGCUCCGGGCUUCGGGCCGCUUUGCUUCCCCUGGGUGGAUAAUCACCGCAGAUUCACCAAAGACAGACUACCAGCUCUACUAGCGUUGCCCAUAACUCGGCGCAUUGGUCACCCAUACCAGAACCGCACACCUCCCAAGCGGAAGAAACCACGCACGUCAUUUUCCCGCGUGCAGAUCUGCGAGCUGGAGAAGCGCUUUCACCGGCAGAAGUAUUUGGCCAGUGCUGAGCGCGCGGCUCUCGCCAAAACGCUUAAAAUGACCGACGCCCAGGUCAAAACGUGGUUCCAGAACCGAAGAACCAAAUGGAGGAGACAGACAGCGGAGGAGAGGGAGGCCGAACGCCAGCAGGCUAACCGGAUGCUACUGCAGCUGCAGGCUGAUGCCCUCCAGAAAUCGAUCAGUGAGUCAGUGCCUGUAGAUCCUCUCUGUGUGCACAACUCUUCACUGUAUGCCCUGCAGAACCUGCAGCCAUGGGCUCAAGAAAAAGCAGGCAAAAUGGCCACCACUACUUCACUGGCCUAAAUGAAUACUAAACCAAUGAGGAGUGACUGUGAUAGUGCAACAACUAAUCAUCUGGGAAUGUGUUACAAGCCAAGUAAGAUAAGCUUUAUGAUCUUUGUAUCAUAUUGGAUACAUAGGUUAGACAGUGGAAAGAAAUAAUCUGAUGAACCACCAAUAUGAGCAAAGCUGUAGACUUUUCUGAGGACACAAUCAGAUUUAUACUAUCUACAUUCUGGGAGGAGAGCACUAUUGAUCAGUAUCAUAGCAAAUAUGCAUCAGGAGAAUUUCCUGUACUCCCAAUGCUUUAUAUUAAAUAUAAUGGCUCAUCCACGGUCUUUGAGUUGAUAUUGUUGCACAACAAUCUUCAGAACUCAGUACUCUGAAACGUAUCUGAAAGGUGGCUUAUUUGUGUGAACAAAAUGUAUACUCAUGUAUACUGAAGUGUAUACUGAAAUGUUUACUAUUGUAUAACCGUCCAGGAGUCAAGCAAGAAAUAACACUGCAGUGGAAAUUGUGAAUGUAAAAUAAUGCAAGCAAGGUUUAUGAUUAUAUAACGUUUAUACUUCCUUUACAACAUGUUUUCUUUUCAUGGUAGACAGAAAGGACAAUCCAUGUCUGCAAAUCCAUACCUUAUUCAAAACAAGCAACUUGUAAUAUCUAAACACCCGGGCAAAAACACAUUAUUGUUGUCCAUCAUUAUUUUUUCCUCCAUUUUUAAGUCCUGUCCCAGCUGAUGUUCCAGUGUUGUUUGGCACAAAUAUAGACUGUGGAAUGUCUGAUUAUAUGUUUGACUUUUUAUAUAAUUGAGUAUAGUGUACAUUUCUACUCAUUGCCAGUGACUGUGUUGUUGAAAAUGAAGUUUACUUUUCUUCUGAAUUUCUUAUGAUUACUUGCAUUGCGACUAAUAGUACUGAAAUGAAAUGUGUCUUGGGCUUCUACAAAGUGUUUUGGGCCAAACUACAGCCUAAAUCUUGGCCCAGUUUCAUUACCAUUACAGUACAGAAAGUUACCAUGUUGUAAUUCUUGGAUGCCCAGUAAUUAAUACAAGCCUUGUAAAUCACUUUGCAUAGGAACAUGGUUGAGACAAACCGAAGUUCCGCCUUUAAAGGGAAUACUCCAGGAUUUUCACUCUCUGUGUAGUGCAUCUGCAGCAUAUGUGUGAUUACUGCUCACAAGAAUUUCCCUGUACUUUGAAAAUAACAAGAAACAAAUUUGAACUCUAAGUUAUGUGAGUGAAUGUUAGUUUUUAUUGUUUAUUUUAUUAAUGUUUACGUUUUUAUAUUUACAAAUUAUUAUAGACCUUUUUUCGAAAAGUAUUCACAUAAAAGUAUUUGUCUAUACAUGUAGGUUUAAACUGGCAUUACAAGUUUACUGACUUCCAUUAUAAGUGAGGUUUAGAUUUAGGUCACGUUGUUUUCUGUACUUUAUUAAGUUUAGAGUAAUGCAUCGAAACAGUAUCUGUUGUAAUCACACAUAUACUACAAAUCCUGUGGACAGAGAUUAGGUUUAUAAGUGUGGUCUUACUUUAUAAGUGUCUUUAUUAUGUGCGAGAUAGACGUAAAAUACACAGGCAACUAUAUAUCUAGUAAGAGUCUCUGCACUGUAACAAGUAGAUUACAGAUAUAAAUACAUAAAUGCACACACCUUGUCUUUUUCUGCCACUGUAAGAAUAAUGGCGGUAAUAACUUUUGUAUGAACUUCUAGUUUUGCCUAUACAUUCAUUAUAAGUACACAGGAAUUGUCUGCCUAUUGAACCAUAAAGAUAUGCAAUUGCUGUAAAUUACAGGUCUGAUUUGCUGACCUGUGACAAGGCAAAUAUACCACAGAAAUGAUAAAAAAUAAAAAAAAAAUAAAAAAAGUUAAGCUUUAACUUUUGUCAAGAUGCAUUUUUACACAGGAUUUACUUCUGUAAUCUAUUAGUAAUAGUGUAUAAAUUAACAGCAGUUACAUUACAGUUGCCUGCUUGGAUAUUAGACACAAUAUUAUAGGCACGUAAUAUAAAGUGGGAGCACAUAUGCUGGAAUAUUCCUUUGUAUACAAACACUUUGUUUUCUUAAUGAAGGGCAAAAUCCUUUAUGUUGGUAAGUUUCCACUCAUAGACUAAGCCUGGUCUUAGACUAAAUUUCAGUGUUAUUUAAACCCUUUUUAUUCCCAGAUGAGGAUUAGUCUAUGUCUGAAACACUAGGGCUAUAUUCGACUUCUUUCUAAACACGAGUGGAAAAUGUCUAUAAUAAAAUAUACAAAACUUUGUUAUGUAAAUAAUAUCGAUCAUUAUAU